GUGUAAAUUUCUCCUCUAUACACACAUACACACACACACAACUAUAUCUCUCUCACAACUUUACUACCAAAUUCUUUGACUUGGAAAUCUGAACAAUCUUUAAAGAAUUAUCUAUCUAGCUCCAAAACCAUAAAACUAAACGAGUUUUUUCUUCACAAAAAAAAAAAAAAAACUUAGUUGAAACUUCAAAUCUCAUUGAAUUAGGAUACACACUCUCUCAACAAUCUUCAUUAAUGAGGGGUUGCUGCUUCUGAUGGCUAGCAGUAACACUUUUAUUUCCUCCACUUCUUUUUCUUCUUCUUGAUCAAUCUAUUCAUCUCUCUUUCUCUCUAUAUAUAUAUAUUUUCUCAGCAAUAACCUUAACUCAUCCAUCUAUCAAAACACCAAUUUUGGAAGCAUCACUGAGAUUCCUUAAACCUUUUCCAUUUUGGUAAUUACAUCAUUCAAUUCAAUUCCAGUCUCCCCAUUUUGAUAUGGAUGUAUCCUACGCCAUGCUGCUGGUAGCUGUUGCUACUGCUUACUGGCUAUGGUUCAAGCGGAUCUCACGGUGGCUCAAGGGUCCACGUGUCUGGCCAGUGCUGGGCAGUCUUCCGGGCCUGAUCGAGCAGCGCGACCGUAUGCACGACUGGAUCACUGAGAACCUCCGUGCGUGUGGAGGCACUUACCAGACAUGUAUCUGCGCCGUGCCUUUCUUGGCCAAGAAGCAAGGUCUCGUGACCGUCACGUGCGAUCCCAAGAACAUCGAGCACAUGCUCAAGACCCGGUUCGAUAACUACCCUAAAGGUCCUACGUGGCAGGCCGUCUUCCACGACUUCCUCGGCCAAGGCAUCUUCAACUCCGACGGUGACACUUGGCUCUUCCAGCGUAAAACAUCCGCUCUUGAGUUCACCACCAGGACGUUGAGGCAAGCGAUGGGUAGAUGGGUGAACCGGGGAAUCAAGCUCCGGUUCUGUCCGAUUCUUGAAACGGCACAGAACAAUCACGAGGCAGUUGACCUCCAAGACUUGAUACUACGGCUGACAUUCGACAACAUUUGCGGUUUAACAUUCGGGAAGGACACACGAACCUGCGCACCGGGACUGCCGGAGAACGGGUUCGCCUCGGCUUUCGACAGAGCCACGGAAGCAUCUCUGCAGAGGUUUAUACUGCCGGAGUUUCUAUGGAGGCUGAAGAAGUGGCUUGGGCUCGGGUUAGAGGUAAGCCUGAGGCGGAGCUUAGGAGAGAUCGAUGGGUAUUUGGACACAGUGAUAAAUGCACGAAAGGAAGAGUUCAUGAGUCAGCAAGAGAGUGGGGCUCUCCCGAAACACGACGACCUCCUCUCUCGUUUCAUGAAGAAGAAAGAUCCCUCCUACAGCCAGACCUCCUUUCUCCAGCACGUGGUCCUCAAUUUUAUCCUAGCUGGACGUGACACGUCAUCAGUUGCCCUUAGCUGGUUCUUCUGGCUCAUCACCACGCAUCCAACGGUCGAGGAUAACAUCGUCCGCGAGAUUUGCUCCGUUCUCAUCGAGACACGUGGAGCCGACGUGUCUUCCUGGACGGCGGAGCCCCUGGAAUUCGACGAGGUCGACCGCUUGGUUUACCUCAAGGCGGCGCUCUCCGAGACGUUGAGGCUUUACCCAUCGGUGCCUGAAGACUCCAAGCACGUCGUCAACGACGACAUCUUGCCGGACGGGACCUUCGUGCCGGCGGGAUCCUCCGUGACCUAUUCGAUCUACGCGGCGGGGAGGAUGAAGUCGACUUGGGGAGAGGACUGCUUGGAAUUCAAGCCGGAGAGGUGGAUCUCGCCGGACGACGGGAAGUUCGUGAAUCACGAUCAGUAUCGAUUCGUGGCGUUCAACGCCGGACCAAGGGUCUGUCUGGGGAAAGAUCUAGCGUAUCUGCAGAUGAAAACGAUAGCGGCGGCGGUAUUACUCCGGCACAGACUGACGGUGGCGCCGGGACACAAGGUGGAGCAGAAGAUGUCGUUGACUUUGUUUAUGAAGAACGGACUUCUGGUCAACAUCCACAAGAGGGAUUUGGAAGUGAUCAUGAAGAGUCUCGUCGUAAGCAAAGAGGCAAACGACGUCGUCGCUCUUAACGGAAAAUGCAACGGCGGUAUUGGUGAAGGCGUCGCCGUUAAUGCGGCCGUGGCGGUUGCCGUGUAAUUUGCAUCUUCUCGAUCGGGUUAAUAAUAUUUUUAUACUUUAAAUACAUACACUUUCGUUUGGGUUUUGUGAUUCUUGGGUAACAGUUAAAAAAAAAUUGGUUUGGUUGUGUAUCUCUAUAUGUAAAACUUGUAAGCAUAUACUCUUCUUCCUUUUUUGUUUUCGAGUAAUACUUUGGAUGUUCUUCUCUAAUGUAAGCUUUUACAAUUUG
This is a messenger RNA of Capsella rubella, 2355 nucleotides long. RefSeq names its product cytochrome P450 86A2. The transcript has 2 exons. Bases 474 to 2144 code for a protein of 556 amino acids. Lineage: Eukaryota; Viridiplantae; Streptophyta; Magnoliopsida; Brassicales; Brassicaceae. Gene Ontology annotation, molecular function: heme binding; iron ion binding; oxidoreductase activity, acting on paired donors, with incorporation or reduction of molecular oxygen. The record is from RefSeq and is a predicted model, not a curated record.